GCUUGCGAUGCAUGCGCAGCACGAAAAGUGAAAUGUGAUCGAGGGCUGCCAUGUAGACGCUGUCAAAGUCUUUCUAUCCAAUGCGUGGCCGAAAGAAGGCGGCUCAAGGCAGGGCCCAAGGGGCCAUGGGCCCAGAAGAAACGAGAAGCACUGUUGAAUAAACGACUGGCAAUGGAGAAGGCGAUGAUAAAUAGAAAGUUUCCAAUACCGAUAUCUGAUAAAGACGCAACUUAUCAACAACCAUCAGUUCAGCCUCAUAUCUACCCUGGCUUGAACCGCAUUCCAUUCGCGACAUUUAACCAUUAUCUCGGCAUUUAUCAGCAAGCCCUGUAUCCCGUGUGGCCAGUUGUGAACAUAGAGAAGUUGCUCUAUCGACUACAAGACUCUACUGACAUCGAAGCAUAUGCGCUUGCCGCAGCAGUCAGUGCAGUUACAAUCGCACAGCUCAAGCUCUCGUCCGAUGAGACGUUUGGUCGCUUUGAGGGUGACGAUGGCGCAUUUAUGGCUGCCGAAUCUUCAAGAGCGAGGAAUGAAAUGGAUCACCUAGAGCAUCCAUCCUUAAGUGUCUUAUUAUCAUCAUUCUUCUUGCAUGUGUCGAGUGCAAACCGCGGUUAUAUCCGAAAGGGAGCAAUGCUUUUACGUGAAGCCGUCACAUUUGCUCAAAUGCUAGGCCUUGAUAAAGCGAUCCAUUAUUCUGGACUACCUAAAAUUGAAGCUCAACUUCAUCUCCGGGUUAUCUGGCUACUAUUUGUGACGGAAAGAGGACAUACCACUCGUUUUGACUUCCCUAGGAUAUUACAGCUUGAUCCUGAGUUACCUGAGCUAGAAGUAGACGAGAAUCCUCCAAUCCUAUUUGCAUUCAUUAGUCUAAGCAAACUUUUUCAAAGUUUUGCUCGUGCGAUGGAUGGCGAUGGGACUUCCCAGACGGAGGAAUAUUUUGCGUCUAUGCAUGACCGUUUGCGAGAGAUCAACCAGGCCUCUCACAACUGCACCGACUUACAGAGGGCGGACUUUCUCCUAACGCAACAAUGGAUGAGAGUUGUUUUAUGGAAAACGUCCAUGUACCACAUCAACCUUUCAUCAAACGCAACAGAUGAAGGCCUUAGCCUUUGCUUCCCAAACCGGAUCGCACGAAAUGUAGUUCAGAAUAUAGACUUGUUUCCCAGGUCUGUCAUCGAGGCUCAUGGCCUUGGAAUGGAAAUGAAACUGUUCGAAGUGGCAAUGUCUCUAGCUGACAUUCUCCUCUGUCUCCCAUCGAACUUUGAGGGCAAGCAGCUGAUGAGUGUUGGCCCAAGAGAUGUUUUAAACCGCCUUUCUCAGUUUCUGACCCACUUUCGUGGCGGCGGUGACAACAUCAAGCUCCAAAUUCUGCAUGAUAAGAUGCAAGAA
Messenger RNA from Trichoderma asperellum CBS 433.97, 1389 nucleotides. RefSeq lists its product as uncharacterized. Gene Ontology annotation, molecular function: DNA binding; zinc ion binding. Gene Ontology annotation, biological process: DNA-templated transcription. NCBI's taxonomy places the organism in Eukaryota, Fungi, Ascomycota, Sordariomycetes, Hypocreales, Hypocreaceae. The record is from RefSeq and is a predicted model, not a curated record.